AUGAAGCCGGUGGGAGCUGUGCGUGUUGUUCCUGUUGGGCAAGUUUACAAACAGAUCUUCGAGGCUGAGGCUCAGUUGGCAAACUCUUUGGAGGAAGUAAGGAACAAAGCUAAGUAUUCCAUAAGGAACGAAAAACUCACUUUGGAUAAAAAUUCAGCAACUUCCACUGCUGCCAGGCUACUACCAGGUUACCAGCAGAAUUGUCAUGAUGGGACACCCUGCUACAAGCCCACAGAAAAGUCACUGUUGUGCAGAGAAGUCACAGCAGUUCAGAAGGUUUGGGGAAGUCCAGAUGUAACUGCAGCUGAGGAAGUCAGAGGCCUGCCUGAUGUUGUUGUUCCUGAGGAGCCAAGGAGUGGUGUCCUGGGAGCCCUGGCAGAGCACCGUCGGCACCGCCACGACCAUGCCCUGGCCUCGAUGUACCAAGAGCUUGGCUGCAUUGCCAGGGAGAUGGAAGCCUGUGUUUUGGAGCAGCAGAAAUCCCUCCUGGCCAAGCUGAUGGAAUCUGAUAGGAAAGUGGAACUUCUGCUCCGAAGGAUUGAGGCUGACACUGCUCUGGGAAGCUUCUCCUUUAAAGAGCUGGAAGAGCUAUGGAAUAGCAUCCAUCAGGAAUCCCUGAGCAGAAAGAAGUGGAUUAGGGAAAUGGAUGAGUCCCUCAAAAAGGUUGAAUGGAGUCGAGCUGAUAAAAUCACUGAGGUGCUGAGGAGCUACACUGUGAAACUGGAGGAGAUUUCCUACUUCUUGUCAGCUGAUGUUCACAGGUUGAUCAAUCAGGAGGCCAUGUUGAUUAACAGAGCACUGCUGGCUAACCAGAGGGCAAUUGCUCAGCUGGUCUUUACCCUACUGAAAUCAGAGCUGAAGUGGAAAUUAUCCCAUCAGCUGAAGUGGCAGGAUAGAGUCAAGGCCUGGAAGCUGAUCCAAAAGAACUCCAUAGCUCACAGUUUCAGAAAAUUUAUGGCAAAUGAAGACAUUCAGAAUCCCCCAAGUGUGAAAAGAGAAAUUGAAAAUAUGCUAAUGGAUCAGAUUUUACUUCAUGAAAGGAGACUGGAACUUCUGCAAAGCCUUUGCGAUUUGUUGCCUCCAACACACACCAAAGCUGAGUUAGAUGAGUGGUACAGAUCUCUGGUGAAUUUAAAUGAAAGAAUUGAUGCCCACAACAUGCAGUGUCUGAAGAAAAUACACAUCCACUAUCAGAUGGUCCAGCAGAAGUGCCUGGCAGAAGUGGAGCUGUGCAAGGACAACCUGCUGAAGGAGAACGUUUGCACAAGCCAAGAGGCUGAAGAAUUUGUGAAUUCUGAGUUACUUCAGCUGACUGAGAAACUGCAGAGGCAGUUUGGAGAGGAACUGCAGCGUCUGGAUAGAGACUUCCAGGAGCUGGCUGAAGAGAACAAGCAGAAUUGCAAAGAGUUGUACAACUGCUCUGAAGAGGUCCAGGAUCUCUGGCAUGUCCAUCAGCUCCACCUGUGCCAGCAGGAAAACGAACUUCAGAAGAAAUUGGGAGCAUGCAGGUUGAGACAGGAUAGGUUGCUACAGAUGAAGGAAAUCAAUCUGGAUGUCAUUGUGGAUCAGAUGAGGACAGCAAGCUCUGAAGAGAAGCUGAAUCAAUAUCUGGAGCAGGCCCUUUCCUCUCUAGAUGACCUUCGAGCUAGGUAUGAGACAUUCAAGCAAAUUCUCAUGGAUGAAUUCAUGACUUACCCAGAAGCUGUUUUGCAGGAACUGGUUUCUUACAGCACAUCCCUCAGCCAAUAUUUUCAUGUCAAGGAAAUCUUCAAACAGGACUUGCAAGGAGAGACAGGCUCCACGUUUCCAGAACUACUUAAGGCUUCAGAAGCUGAACAUCUGGAGGAGCAGCAAGCUGAGAGCAUCACACAAGAAGGUGGAGAGGAAAAGAUGGAUGGUUGGCAAGGAGAAAAUGAAGAGACAAACACAGCUGGGAAUGAGGAGACCUUUACACAGAAAACUGAAGGAACACAGAAUGAAGCUGGGGAGAGUGAAGCAACUGAGCCUGCAGGACAGGGGGCUGUGGUCAGCAGCAGCAAGGCAGAAAGCUCUGAAAUUGAGACCUUUGCCACUUCCAGUGGCAACUCUUACACAGUUCUUCGAGCUGAAGAGGCAGGAAAGACUGACACCCCAGAGACUUAUUUUACCACAUAUGGGGAAGAAUCACUUCCUGAGCACCUGAAACAUGUCCUGAUCAAAGAAGCUGUGUUUGCAGAGCUGAAGAAAAGGAUUCGCCUCUCCUGUUUUGAACACUUGGAGCGAUGGUUUGCAGAGUCCCUGUCCAACUGCCAGGUCUUUGUAGCUGCCAAGAAAGAGGAGGUGAAUUCAGACCUCCAGCCACGUCUUCGUGCACAUCAGGAGAUGAAGGAGAAGAUAGAGACAGAGGUCUACAGUUUCAGAACUGAUGAGCUGUUGCUUCACAAGGAGCAUCUGGAGGGCCACUGUGCAAAGGUGCUGGAAGCUCUCAAAAAGGAGACAGAAGAGUUUCUCCUGUUCUGUGAGCAGCAGAAGAACUUCAGCAAACUCUUGGAGGCACGGAUGCAGGACAUAGAGUCUGUGUUCCGCAGUGCUCCCAUGAAUGAGAAGUUGGUUUCCUUCAAAGCCAGCGUGCACUCGGAGCUGCAGAUCCACCUGAAAGUCAUCCAUGUAUCCAUCAGGAGCUACCGGAGCUAUCUGGAGGAAGCUUUAGGAAACAUAAGGGAUUCAAAUGUGGAAUUUCUCAGAGCUUGCAGGUUAUUUUCAGAGGGAGGUACCUUUUCUCCUGAGGAGGUAAAGGAUUUCAGCAAGUGUCUCCAUGAGCAAAGUAAGCACAUUGACACUUUUGAAAGCUUAAUCAAGGCAGAAAUGGAGCAAAUGGAAUCGAGAUGCUUGGAGGAGGCUACUGAAAUCAUCAACCAGUCUGCCAGAAAGUUUCAUUACAUCUUCAUGCACCGAGAAUUUAUGGAGAAGAUCCAAAGGUACCUGAGGAAUCUGCGAGUGCAAAUCAAGUCAGAGGUGGCAAAUUCCAAUCUGCAGGCACUGACAUUGAAUUCUUACCUGGAGAAGCUCCACCAGAAGAUAGAUGCUUGUGCUCAUCCUGCUGCAGGUCAAGAAGCUUUGACCUCUGAAGAAUUGUAUGAAUUUAUCAAAGAAGUCUUGAAAGAACUGCAAAAGAGGAGCCAGUACCUUGACUGCUUGCUAGGAAAAACAACCACCCUGCAUAUUAGUGUAAGAAAGCAUCAAAGCUCUCUGAUUCCAUCUAAUAUUGAAAAAGGUUCAAUUGCUCCAGCAGAGCACCUGAGGGAUGAGAACAAAACGAUGCUGAUGGGGCUGGAUCCUGACAAAUAUCCUUUGUUAAUUCCGAGCAGGAGGGGCAAGUCUGCCCUUGACGAUUUAGCCAUAGGUGUUAUCCAGAAUUUACUGGAGAAACAGAAAGACUCCAAACCACUUCCCAGUGACACCAGAUUCCAGCUGUUUGGAGAGAAGCCUCCAGAAUCUGAUACUUUCAAGGGGAUUAUUAAGAACAUCCUCUGGAAGGGUAAUAAGAGCCUGUUCUGCCUGGCUGAGGAGUUCUACCAAGAGCAGAAGCCUCAAAUCUCAAUGCUUGAAGAUCUGCCAGAGACGUUUGAAGACUGUGCAGAAGUGUUUGAACAGAAUCUGCUGUCGUACCAAAAUCAAACAGAGGAGUACCACAGGUCCUGCCUGAGAGAAUUCCAGGAUCAGUUGAAGCUGUUUGAGCAGGAGCUCUCUCAUGUCUCCAGGCUGGCAGUUGAGAGUCUUUUCAAAGAGCAUCAGCAGAAGCUCAGCUGUUCCACUGCUCAGGUCCAGCAGCUUUUCAACAAACAGCUGGAAGAGUGGGAGAAGGCAAAGGCUGUGCACAAGAAUCAGUUGCAUCCCUCCCUGGGACACCCAGACAACUUACCUCAGCUGGAUGCUUUGUGCCAAGAGGAAAUGAGAAGGCAGAGGGACCAGGCUGAUGGGAUUUGUCUCCACACACAGAAGCUGCAGGACUCUGCUGCUGAGUGUGCACAGGAGUUUUUUUCUUCACUGGCUGCCUUCACUGAAAAGCUGCUUCUGGAAUUAGAUGAAACUGUCACUAUUGAUGAUGUGCAAGCAGCAAAAGGUGAAGUGCCAAGAGAGAAGACAUCCACUCUGCUCCGCCGCCAGCUGGCUGGGCUGCCUCUGGAGCUCUCUGAAGUGAAACAGUUCACUGAACGUGGGAGCAGGACUUGGCCAGGAAUCCCCAUGACUACUCUUACAGACCAUUCAGACCAAGUUCUCUGCAGAGAAACUCCAGCAGUUACCACAGCUAAGACUACACUGGGCCAUGCAGCAGCAGUAGAAGCAAGAGAUGCUGCCUAUGAGAAAUACAAAGGAGAACUGGAGCAGCAACUUGCCCAGAUGAAGGAGGAAAGCAGAGCUCAGCUGCUGAUGGCUCAGUGUUGGGAAGACUGGUGGGAAAGAUCCAUCCAGAAGAUCAAGCAGCUCUAUACAUGAGACCAGUCAAAUCCUGCUGAUGUCCUUCAGCUCCUAGCUGGUGUAAACUGAUGAAUUUGAACCUGUGUUAGUGAUGUUCCCCACUCAGCCCAACAGAAUUUCCCCUUCUGUUUUUCAUUCCUGUUGCACUGAACAAAUGGA
This is a messenger RNA of Indicator indicator, 4617 nucleotides long. It is a transcript of the gene CCDC180, whose product is annotated as coiled-coil domain containing 180. Lineage: Eukaryota; Metazoa; Chordata; Aves; Piciformes; Indicatoridae. The coding region runs from base 1 to 4476 and encodes 1491 amino acids. The record is from RefSeq and is a predicted model, not a curated record. The transcript is spliced from 35 exons.